This is a messenger RNA of Didymodactylos carnosus, 246 nucleotides long. NCBI's taxonomy places the organism in Eukaryota, Metazoa, Rotifera, Eurotatoria, Philodinida, Philodinidae. The record is from the annotation of a GenBank genome assembly.
AUGUAUAGUCUUCGUACAGAUGAUGAUAUAUUUGAUAUGAUUAAUUAUAAAUAUACAGUAGCAAUACUAAUACUAUCUUCGACAAUAACAGCUACAAAACAGUUUGAUGACGAUCGAAUUGAAUGUUGGAAUCGUGCAAAUUUUAAUAAAGCUUAUAUAGAAUACACAAAUCAAAUAUGUUAUGUUAGUUCAACAUAUUAUGUUGAACAAAAUAAAUCAAUACCACGAGAUCCUAAUGACAGGUAA